Molecule: messenger RNA, 1252 nt
Organism: Pieris napi
Lineage: Eukaryota; Metazoa; Arthropoda; Insecta; Lepidoptera; Pieridae
Product: N-acetylneuraminate lyase-like
Exons: 7
Coding region: 330-1232 (300 amino acids)
Biological process (GO): N-acetylneuraminate catabolic process
Molecular function (GO): 4-hydroxy-tetrahydrodipicolinate synthase activity; N-acetylneuraminate lyase activity
Source: RefSeq, a predicted model, not a curated record
AUUUCUUUAUUAUAGGAAGAUUAAAUUAUUAUAAAUUGUGAUACGAGAAUUUUUAAGUUUGUUUAUGUUUAGCUGUUACACAAUUUUUCAUUACAUAUUAUGUACAAUUUCGCAUAAGGAAUAGAACAUAAGAAUAAGGAGGCUUCCAGUGAUAAACAUCUUAAUCGCUCAUCUAACAACCACUACCCUAACGUUAAUGAUUUAAUUAAUUAAUUAAUUAUUAACGCAUCGUUGGACCGUAAUAAUGAAAAACUAAUUGAAAUGUAUCAUUCGCAACAGUGUGCAACGAAGAACCGAAGUUGAUAGUGCAUUGUUAAGUGAAUGUAAAAAUGGACACGUUCGACAUUUAUGGACUCGUAGCUCCAGUUUUUACUCCACUCGAUGAAGAUGGCGAAAUCAAGUUUGACGUCAUCCCAAUAUACGCGAAAUAUCUGGCGAAGGAAAACAUCACUGGAGUUUUGGUUGGUGGGACAACGGGCGAAUUUGCGUCCUUCAAUACGCAAGAAAGGAAAGAGUUGGUGGAUGCUUGGUUGAAGGUUGCAGGGCCUUACAAGUUGCUGAACUUAAAAGUCAUUGUCCAGGUUGGCGGAGCAUCUUUGCCUGACGUCAUAACAAUGGCCCAACACGCCGAAGAACGCAAAGUAGACGCAAUAAUGACCCUGCCAGAACUCUACUUUCGUCCAAAGACCGCUGAGCACCUAGUCUCCUACUUAGAAGUCGUCAGUAAGGCUGCACCAAGUCUACCUAUACUGUACUACCAUUUCCCUAUGAUGACUGGAGUAAAUUUAAACAUUGCUGAAUUCUUCACGCUGGCAUGUAGGCGAAUCCCAAACUUUAUGGGUUUGAAAGCCGACCUGCAUGAUGCAACACAACUUGCAGACCAGCUAAAGUGUGGAAAAUUAACAUACAUUGCUAAUCAUAUGCUUGGGCCGUCAGCUUUAAUGGGCCAUGACUCCAGCAUCGCAACGGUAAACAAUAUUUUCCCAUCUCUAGUAAAAGACAUCGUUGAGCUAACUAAAUGCGGUGAAGUGGAUAAGGCUAAGAAACUGCAAGAUAAACUCAACUCUAUGGUUAACGGGAUAUCUUGUAACGGAGACUUUGUACCUUGUAUGAAAGCGGCAAUGGAGGUAGUGACAGGAAUCAAAGUGGGCCCACCGAGAAUGCCACAAAAACCUCUUAAUGAACCAGACAAGAAACGCGUUGAGGAUAUAUUGAAAAUGUAUAAAUAUUAAAUUCAGUAACACAACAUUUA